This is a messenger RNA of Olea europaea var. sylvestris, 2520 nucleotides long. Its product is annotated as CBL-interacting serine/threonine-protein kinase 14-like. Lineage: Eukaryota; Viridiplantae; Streptophyta; Magnoliopsida; Lamiales; Oleaceae. The record is from RefSeq and is a predicted model, not a curated record. Bases 1029 to 2369 code for a protein of 446 amino acids. Gene Ontology annotation, molecular function: protein kinase activity; ATP binding. Gene Ontology annotation, biological process: signal transduction; protein phosphorylation. The transcript has a single exon.
GUAUUUAUAGAUAUUGGGAACUAGAUAACCGCUCGGCGGUUGUGGUGCCACGUGUCCCACGUUGGCAUUCUCACUACCCCACGUUCUGAGUGAGGGGGUCUUUAACUUCCCGCCUGGAGGUUGUUCCCGUAUUAACCGUCAUGGAACAUAGUCAAUUCACUAGAGGUUUUAUGGCUAAGUGUUUGGAUAGGCAAUUUCAUGCCUGUUGAAGAUUUCGCGUAGAGGUAGAGCAACCUCUAGGGGUAGUGGUAGAGCGCCCUUGGGAGGGGGUCGACGACCUCGCGUAGUGGUAGAGCACCCUCUGGGGGUUAUGGUAGAGCGCCCCUGGGGGGGUCGACGGCCUCGCGUAGUGGCAGAGCACCCCCUAGGGGUAGCGAUAGAGCACCGCUGGGGGGUCGACGGCCUCGCGUAGUGGUAGAGCGCCCCCUAAGGGUUGUGGUAGAACGCCCCUAGGGGUUGAUGGCCGUGCAUGGUGGUCGAGCACCACUUGGGGAUAGUGGUAGAGUACCCCUUAAAGGUCGAUGGCUUUGCAUCGAAGUGCAGUGAUCCAUCUUGUUUGUCGUCGACGGUGACUUCCUCUAUCAACCUAUAUCAUAAUUGAUGCACUAAACCUCGUUGCUCCAUAAUCACCGAUUGUUUAAUUUUGUUAUUAAAGAUUGAGUAUUAACUUGGUCAUUUUAAAAGGUUCGAGAUUAUUCUCAAGUCUCCAAAAUUGAAAUAAAAAAUUAAAUUAAAAUACAUUCAAAUGCAGUUUAACAAAAAUAAGUCGAUUGGAAUGACAAGAAAGAAAAUACAAUGAGAAUAUUAUCGCGUAUAAACCGGGGUUAGUCCGUAGUUACAACGUGUCAUAACAUUUAAUAACGUAAUAAAAAUUAAAACUUAAUAAAUAAGUAAACAUGUUUAGCGCGUAGUUUAAUAUAAAAAACAAACAUUAAAUAAUAGGUUGGUUUUGAAGCAAUCCUUUAAAACCCAGCUUGAUUCAUAGUUAAUUAUAUCGUUAUCAAUCAAAUUUUGGAUUUACUCUGUUAAUGAACAUAUUAAAGCGGUAUUUGGAUCAAGUUAUGCCAGAUAUUGUCCAAGAAAAACUUAAUGUACUGCCACCAGCAGCCGCCGCUAGUGACAGCGGAGGUGGGGAGGAGGCCAGUGUCGUGCUUUUCAACAAGUACGAGCUAGGGCAGCUCCUGGGAUAUGGGGCCUUCGCGAAGGUCUACCAUGCACGGGAUGUGCGCACGGGCCAGAGCGUGGCUAUCAAAGUAGUGGACAAGGAGUGGAUACUCAAGGAAAACCUCAAGGAGAACGUCAUAAGGGAGAUCUCUAUUAUGCGCUGGCUGCACCACCCCCAUAUCGUACACCUCCACGAGGUUUUGGCGACCAAGACACGGAUAUACUACGUGAUGGAGUAUGCCAAGGAGGGCGCAUUAUUCAAAAAAAUCGUGAAAGGUGGAUUCAGCGAGGACGUCAGCCGUAAAUACUUCCAGCAAUUGAUAUCUGCAGUAGAUCAUUGCCACUCUCGCGGCGUUUUCCACCGCGAUUUGAAACUGGAAAACCUGUUGUUGGACGAGAAUUUGGAACUCAAGGUUACGGAUUUUGGGCUCAGUGCAUUGACGAAUCAGAUCCGACCCGAUGGCCAACUACACACCUCUUGCGGAACUCCCGCCUACAUGGCGCCGGAGAUUCUCGCAAAAAGGGGAUACGAUGGGGCCAAAGUUGAUAUAUGGUCAUGCGGGGUUGUACUGUAUGUGCUAAGUACGGGUUAUUUACCUUUCAGGGACCCGAAUUUGGUGGUGAUGUACAUGAAAAUCUACAAAGGGCAAUUCCGGUGUCCCAAAUGGAACUCAGCUGAUUUAAACCGGUUACUGGUCCGGAUGCUGGAUCCGAACCCAACUACUAGGAUUACAGUUAACGAAAUCCGCCAGGAUCCAUGGUUCAGAAACGGCUACAAGAAAACCAAAUACCCGGUUGAUGAAGGGUUUGGCUUCAAGAAAUCUGGUGGUGACAUGCAGGACAGUUCAUUCUUGAAUGCCUUCGAUAUAAUAUCGUAUUCCUCAGGUUUUGAUCUGUCCGGUCUUUUCAGUAACAAUGGUAUUCAUAUCACUAGUGAAAUGUUCAUAUCAGCGGAGUCUCCAAGGAAAAUAAUUGAGAAAAUUGAGGAGGUGGCUAAAGAAGGAGGCAUGAGGGUGAUGAAGAAGGAAAAGGGGAUUAGACUGCUGGGGAAUUUCGUGGUGAUGGUGGAGAUUAACCAGUUAACUGAAGAACUGGUGAUGGUGGAGGUGAAAAGACGUGGACUUGGUCGUGAUAUCUGGAAAGAGAAAUUCAAGCCACAGCUGAGGGCUUUGAUUUACCAGUCGGAGAGGCAAGAUCGCCGGUAACUAAAAUUGGUUGGUCCAUUUUCCUUGAAUCAACCAUUGAUAAAAUGGAAAAUUAUUGGGUUUUUUUUUCCUUAUUAUUGUUUUCGAAUAUCCACAGAAUGGUAAAUGUGUGAGAAUAAUUUGUUUCUUUAAAUAGAAACUCUAUUUAUUA